Messenger RNA from Solanum lycopersicum (tomato), 809 nucleotides. RefSeq names its product photosystem I reaction center subunit II, chloroplastic. Gene Ontology annotation, cellular component: photosystem I; photosystem I reaction center. Gene Ontology annotation, biological process: photosynthesis. The record is from RefSeq and is marked validated. Lineage: Eukaryota; Viridiplantae; Streptophyta; Magnoliopsida; Solanales; Solanaceae.
ACAUACAAUACAUUGCUCAAUUUUCCCCCAAUUCCUCAAUAAUGGCUAUGGCAACUCAAGCUUCCCUCUUCACCCCUCCUCUCUCCGUCCCCAAAUCCACCACCGCUCCAUGGAAACAAUCCCUCGUAUCGUUCUCUACACCUAAGCAACUCAAAUCCACCGUCUCAGUAACCCGACCUAUCCGUGCCAUGGCUGAAGAAGCCCCAGCUGCCACCGAAGAAAAACCCGCUCCAGCGGGAUUUACCCCACCUCAAUUGGACCCAAACACACCCUCCCCAAUCUUCGGUGGCAGCACGGGUGGGCUUCUUCGAAAAGCCCAAGUGGAAGAAUUCUACGUCAUCACAUGGGAAUCACCAAAGGAACAGAUCUUUGAGAUGCCAACAGGUGGUGCUGCUAUAAUGAGACAAGGACCAAAUUUGUUGAAAUUGGCAAGGAAAGAACAGUGCUUAGCUCUUGGUACAAGGUUGAGAUCUAAAUACAAGAUCAAUUACCAGUUUUACAGGGUUUUCCCCAAUGGCGAGGUGCAAUAUUUGCAUCCCAAAGAUGGUGUGUACCCUGAAAAAGUGAACCCUGGCCGUGAAGGAGUGGGUCAGAACUUCAGAUCAAUUGGGAAGAACAAGAGUGCUAUUGAAGUCAAGUUUACUGGGAAACAAGUGUAUGAUAUUUAAGUUUGUGCACUUUUUUUUCUUUUUUUUUAAAUUUAUGAUAUUGUAAUUGUUAAUGGUUUUGUGAUUAUGUAGUGCAUGUAACUUUUAUUUGACACUACAAAUACAGCAUGGAUCCUAUUAAAUAUUUCUAUCCUAUUGAUU